ACACAAGGGUUAAAGGCUAGAAAAAAUAAGUACAAUACCAGUGAAAAGGGCUGUCCUGCUUUUAAAAUGGUGUUUUUGGUAGUUUUGUUUUAAAUGUGUUUAAAACAAUUCUGAGAAAUGUCAGUAUUGGUUUUAUCACCUGCUGGUUCUUGCACUUGCUGGGUAAUGCUAAUAUUCAUGAUAACAAAAAUGAAUAUGCAUGAUAUUUGGCAAUUCUUUUUUGGGAAAAUACAACUGGGUGUAGAGGUUAUCUUAUUGAUUCAGCUUACAACAAAGCGACCUACCACUCUCUCCUUCUCUGUCUGUCUCUUUUGUUGUGGUUGCUGCCGAUGGUUUGGCCCACAAAGCCAGUCAUUGCUGGCCACGCUGCCAUAGCAACCAGGAAAUACUUACGGCCAUCAGUGGAGUAGUGUGUGUGUGUGUGUGUUAGGGGGAUAGAGAGAGCAGAACGUGGUGAGUGGGAGUCCAGCGGACCACAACAACACAAGGGACUGCUUUUCACCUUUGACUUCAAUUUUUAAUCUUCCACCAGGCUUUAACAAGCGGCUCCGAUGGCUGCCAGCACCGCAGCCACAACUCUCCUGCCUCCAGUGAAGAACGUGGUGGUGUAUAAGAAUGGAGACCCCUUCUACAGUGGACGGAGGUUCGUGGUCAACCAGCGACAGGUGGCCACCAUGGAGGCCUUUCUGACUGAAGUGACCCAGAGCAUCGGUGCUCCGCUUGCCGUCAGGACUCUGUACACCCCCAGACAGGGCCACAGGGUCACAGACCUCCAGGAUCUUCAGACAGGAGCCCAGUAUGUUGCUGCUGGCUUUGAAAGGUUCAAGAAACUGAAUUACCUGAACGAAAGAAUGAAAAAGCAGCCUGCUGCCCGUGAAGAAACCCAGGCCAAAGUAACCCAGAGGCCAAACGUUUCAGCCAAAUGGAGGAAGUUUAUACCUGUACCUUGCAUUAUACACGUUUUUCGUAAUGGAGAUCUCCUGUGUCCACCAUUCCGAUUCAUCCUUCCUCGGAGCAUGCGGCAGGACCUGGAGCAGAUCCUGAGUCUGGUCACAGAGAAGGUCAGCUUACGAACCGGAGCCGUGCGCAGGUUGUGCUCUUUGGAAGGAGCCACUGUGUCCUCAGCUAUGGAGCUGGAGACCGGCCACUGCUAUGUUGCCGUAGGAACCGAGAGGUUCAAGAAACUUCCAUAUGUGGAGCUGUUGGUUUCAAAAGCUACCGAGAGAUAUUACCCAGGAAAGAGAAGGCCGUUAAGGAGAAAUGAGAACAGGAAAGCAGGCAGCGGUCCAGAAGACCAGUACAGUGACUCAGCCCUCCUCAACUCCCCAGAGUCAGAUGGUCGGAGGGUGAAGUCGACAGGAGAUGAAGCUGCAGCUCCACCAGCCGCACAGCAGAGGAGCAGGAGAGAGGGAGCAGAUGGGACCUCUGUGUUCUUCGCCAGGCCGGUCAAGAUCCGCAACAACAGAGGACAGCCAAGACCGCUGCUAAGCAACGGAUCUGUCCAGCCCAGUGUGUUCAAAAGAGCAGCACGGAAGAGAAGAGAGGAGGUACGAGGGGCCGAGGAUGUGCACGAGGAUGAAAACACAGCGACAGAGCUUCCCGUUGACCAGAGAGUUGCAGAAAUAGUGGAGGAUGAAGAACUAAGCAACCAAAAUAGUCCUCUGCACAACACACAGAGACAUGCACAAAUUAUAGAAAGUGAGCAGCACAAUAGGAUGGAACACCCACACAAACACAAUGACAAGCAGGAUCUGUCAUUUGAACAAGAUGGUGUCAAACAGACAGAAAAUCCUGUUCGAACUGAGGAGUCUGCUGCUAAAAUACUGGAGCCUGAGCUGAAGCGGACAUCUUUAGAGUCAAGGCCUUCAUCGUCCACCUCUCAGGGAAAGAACAAGAAAGAAAAGGAGAGCCAACAGGAUGCCCCGUCAAUAACAGUAGAACAGAACCAUCAUCAGCAGGACUGGUGAAUGACGAACGUAGAAGCUUCUUCACAUCAUCGUCAUCAUCAUCAUCACGUCACAUCAUAACAGCAGAUGACCCAGCCACUGCUUCUGCAAUGACCUAAUGCAGCUAAAUGAACGUUUGAUUAAAUUGGUCGUACUUUAACUGUGGUGAUGAGCCAAGCAACAUCAAUUCAUGCUGUUUUCUUUUAGAAAAACAUAAGUGUCAAAAUUGUGAUCAUGCUCAGACAAAAUAAGAACGAACAAACUAUCAUAAGCUCUACAAUAUAGGCAGACAAAACAAAUCUUUUCUGACAUUAUAAGCUUCCCAAAGUUAGCGUUUGUUGUAUUGUACAGCUGUUCAUGAUCAGGUGCCCCAACCUGUUUUACAGGAAUAAUACUUAUGCAGAUAUUGUGUGGAUGCAAUUUAUUCCAUAUACAGUAUGUACAUAAGAAACUAUUUUGGGACGUUUUAAGCCUAAAUGUAUUUUUGUUUUGCAAAAAUCAGUGAUCAGAGAUCAUGACACGAAGAGUCGUGUUUUGUCAACAAUUUAUUAAUAAAAUAUCAGCCACACAAGUUGGAUAGAUGCAACAAUAACAAAGUCAUUUGCACAGUGUUUUGUGUCAAUUAAAUACUGUGGCAAUAAAAAUAUACAUCACUA
Messenger RNA from Perca fluviatilis (European perch), 2602 nucleotides. It is a transcript of the gene dcdc2b, whose product is annotated as doublecortin domain containing 2B. The record is from RefSeq and is a predicted model, not a curated record. Gene Ontology annotation, biological process: intracellular signal transduction. The coding region runs from base 552 to 1967 and encodes 471 amino acids. Gene Ontology annotation, cellular component: microtubule organizing center; microtubule. The transcript has 15 exons. Lineage: Eukaryota; Metazoa; Chordata; Actinopteri; Perciformes; Percidae.